CCAUCUUUGAAAUCACUUCACUCCACUCAGUCACCGUUUAGCAACCCACUUAGUCUCCAGUCCAAGACCAUCUUUCAUCAUGGUUCUCAACGCCAAGCUCAUUGCUCUCUUGCCGCUCCUGGCUACGGCACUUGCUGCGCCCCUGGCCGGUCCCGCAGGCCUCAGCCAGGACGCCGUGCAGAACUAUGAGAAGCGUGCCCUCGCUGAGGACGCUGUUCAGAACUACGAGAAGCGCGCCCUCGCUGAGGAUGCUGUUCAGAACUACGACAAGAAGCGUGCUGCCGGGCUCGCUGAAGAUGCCGUGCAGAAUUACGAGCGUUCGGCCGGUUAUGGUGAAGACGCAGUCCAGAACUACGACAAGAAGCGUGCUGUAGGGCUGGCUGAAGACGCUGUGCAGAACUACAACAAGCGCACCGCCGGUUAUGGUGAAGACGCAGUCCAGAACUACGACAAGAAGCGUGCUGCUGGUCUUGCCGAGGACGCCGUGCAGAACUACAACAAGCGCGCUGCCGGUUAUGCUGAGGAUGCUGUGCAGAACUAUGAGCGUUCAGCUGGGGUGACUGAGGACGCUGUGCAGAACUACAACAAGCGCACUGCCGGUCUCGCUGAGGAUGCUGUGCAGAAUUACGAGCGUUCGGCUGGGCUGACUGAGGACGCCGUCCAGAACUACAACAAGCGUGCUGCCGGUUAUGGCGAGGAUGCUGUGCAGAACUAUGAGCGCUCGGCUGGGCCAACUGAGGAUGCCGUACAGAACUACCAGAAGCGUGCGGCCGGACUCACUGAGGACGCCGUCCAGAACUACAACUAA
This is a messenger RNA of Canariomyces notabilis, 808 nucleotides long. RefSeq lists its product as uncharacterized. The transcript is spliced from 2 exons. Lineage: Eukaryota; Fungi; Ascomycota; Sordariomycetes; Sordariales; Chaetomiaceae. The record is from RefSeq and is a predicted model, not a curated record. The coding region runs from base 80 to 808 and encodes 242 amino acids.